Messenger RNA from Ochotona princeps (American pika), 2811 nucleotides. Its product is annotated as rho GTPase-activating protein 20-like. The record is from RefSeq and is a predicted model, not a curated record. The transcript has 32 exons. Lineage: Eukaryota; Metazoa; Chordata; Mammalia; Lagomorpha; Ochotonidae. Gene Ontology annotation, molecular function: GTPase activator activity. Bases 232 to 2811 code for a protein of 859 amino acids. Gene Ontology annotation, biological process: signal transduction.
GAAUGAUUACCUCAGAUUAAAUUGGAGGAAUCGAAAGUCAGGGCCCAAACACAGCAGACUGGUGUGUGAGUUUGUCAGUUGGUCAGUUAUGGCAUGAGCCUUAGAACUCUUGACAUCACAGUGGUGGGCUGGCCUGGCUACUGCAGAACCCUCACUCGUCCUAGUGGUGUGGCCAGCGUCUGCGUGCUAGUCUAGCCACGUCUCUCCCUACGGCCAGCGUAGGGAACGGGAAUGUUUCUAGGAGCCAAAAAGGACUCCACUCCUGGAAUUCGUCCACAGGCCCGCGGUUCUAGGCCCAACCGUGGUUGUAAAACUGAUGGCCCAGCAGCCAUGACUUCACCGGAGCCCCCCCAACGCCGCCUCCUGCUGCAUGGACCCGUGAAGCUGACCAGUAAUAACCAGGUCAAGAAGCGUCAUGCCUUUCUGUACAGUGAUGUGCUGCUCAUUUCAAACAACAAGUACAAAAAGCAGUUCAAAAUCAAACUCCGGGUUCCAAUAAACAACAUAUGGCUUGCUAAAAAUACUGUGGAGCAUGGUGACAGUCCUGAAUUAAAAUCACUGAAGUUGGGAUGGCCUUUGCAAAAUUUUACGGCUAAGUUCUCGUCUGUGGAAUUGAAGGAUAAAUGGCAUUGCUUUCUGGAAAGAUCAAUCACCCAAAGCCAGAAGAUGGAUGGAUUGCAGAAUACUCUGGUUAAAAUCACUACCCGUAAUAUUAAUAAUUCUUCCAGUUCUGCCAUUUUAGCAGCUCACAAUUUAGACACCAUCAGGGAUGUUAUCAACAUGGCAUUGCCAGGGCUAGGAUUAACUGGCUCAGAAAGAGAUUACCAGCUGUGGGUCCAUUAUGGCAAGACCGAGGCCCCAUUCCCACUCAUGGGCCAUGAAAAUCCAUACACAAUUCAGGAGCACUAUUAUCGGACUUCCAUCCGUCAGUCCGCACCGGGGAAGCCCACCUCUCCCCAUAUCCUUCUGGAGUCCAUCCCAGAGAUCUUAGCUGAUGGAAGACUGCAGUUUAUCCUGACAUGCCGGGGCAAGCCAAGACCCCAGCGUAGAGGUGCAUUUUUCAGAAAUUAUUUGUCUUGCCUGGGCGCUGCAGCAAGCCAGGACGGCCUGUCUCCGGACACUGAUGCUACUGCACAGCCGGUUAGGCUUCAAAUGAAUGAUCUCACAGCAGUCAUUUUGGAGAUGCUUCACUUUUUAAGGCAAAAUGGGCCAUCGACAAAGGGCAUUUUUCAAAACAUUGACAACAUAAAAUCAUUUCUGUGUCUCAAGGAAAGAAUUAUGUUUGGACAUACAUUAAAUUGGGAGAAUGAGUCUCCACUUGUCGUGGCAGCCGCAUUAAAGGAUUGUCUUCGGAUCAUACCUGGAACUCUUUUUACAAUGGAACUCUACGAUAGUUGGCUUGGUCUCCUUGAUGAGGGUGAAGUGGAAAUCGCAGAAAUCAGAAGGCUCUUAGAACACCUGCCCGCAUGCAAUGUGGAUAUCCUGAGGCAGUUAUGUCUGUGCUUGCAUGAGAUAUCCAACAAUGCCUCCUUCAACCUGAUGAGCGCAUCCAAGCUAGCUUUUUACAUCACAACAAGUGUGUUUUCACUGUGGAAAUGUACAUCGCAGAUCGCUUCAUUGGAAAAUGAAAUAGUUAAACAGAUGUCUAUCGUAGAGAUUUUUAUUGAAAACUACCCACAGAUCUUUGAACACCACAGUGAGUCUUUACUUAGUAAGAGCUGCGGAGAUUCCAGCACCAGCAGUGGAAACAGCACUGAACAUGAAAUCAUCAUGUGGAAUCCAGAAAAUGGUACAGUUAUGGAGCCAGAUUUUCUGAACUGGGAACCACUGAGAGCAUCGACACCUAAGUAUUAUCUGGAUUCAGCACAGGAUUCAGGUAUGGAAAAAGAGUUCGGGCUGCCGGAGAAACAUGAGGAGAAACCCAAGCUUGUUGGGGGCACUUACAUCGUCUGCCCCCUGCCCAACAUCGAGCCUGAUUCUCUCGAGGUUGAACCACCGAAAGGUAUGGAAAAAGAGCUCAAAGAGGAGCUCAUUACCAGCCAUAAGGCCUCUGCACCCUGUGCUCCUGAGUUGGAGCAGGAUGCCCAGGGCAUGAAUCAUGCCCCGAUGGAUUUUCCCCGUAAUGUCACCACCGUUCAGGAAGCGGUACCGUUCAACCCGUCUAAAAUAACCGAUUUGCCUAUUUGUGCCGAUUCAGACCCGUCCAAAGUGACCGAUUUGCCUAUUUGUGCCAAUUCAGAUCCGACCAAUGCAACCGAUUUGCCUAUUUGUGCCGAUUCAGACCUGUCCAAUGCAACUGAUUUGCCUAUUUGUGCCGAUUCAGACCCGACCAGUGAAACCGAUUUGCCUAUUUGUGCCGAUUCAGACCCGACCAAUGAAACCGAUUUGCCUAUUUGUGCCAAUUCAGACCCGUCUAAAAUAACCGAUUUGACUGUUUGUGCCGAUUCAGAUCCGACCAAUGCGACCGAUUUGCCUAUUUGUGCCGAUUCAGAUCCGACCAAUGCGACCGAUUUGCCUAUUUGUGCCGAUUCAGACCCGACCAGUGAAACCGAUUUGCCUAUUUGUGCCGAUUCAGACCCGACCAAUGAAACCGAUUUGCCUAUUUGUGCCAAUUCAGACCCGUCUAAAAUAACCGAUUUGACUGUUUGUGCCGAUUCAGAUCCGACCAAUGCGACCGAUUUGCCUAUUUGUGCCGAUUCAGAUCCGACCAAUGCGACCGAUUUGCCUAUUUGUGCCGAUUCAGAGAUAUUCAAUUUCACAAUGGGUUCGACAUCAGACUCAGGUAUGGAAAAGAGUUUGAUUUCCCGAUAA